GCUUUAUUCAGAAUAUUCAUAAAAGAUAUGACCACUUCAGCGUUGUAAACGCUGUUAUCAAUGGGGUCAUGUGGUCUGAAUGCAUACAUCAAUGUGUACACUGGCAUUGCCUACUCAUUUAUUUUCACAUGGCAUAGGCUAACUUGUAGUUUUGUAAAGGCAUUUGCUGAACAUGCCACACUGUGAACCGAACCAUAAACCUUGUGAUGGCGAAGUGAACUCUUUAACCACUAGGCCAGGCGUUGUGCUAUUUUGCAUAUUUGCAAAAAAUGCAAAGUGAAGGAAAGAAGGAACCCUAUACAUUUUUUAUACCUACGGUUAAAUGUGAGCUAGCAAAAUUUUAGAGAUAUUCAUAAAGCAGGAAAACAUUUGCAUUAUUUUUUUACAGCGAAACACAACAUAAACGGUGGACACAGUGCAACCUUGAUCCUAGGAUAUGUUGUCCCUUUUUUCAUAUCAGAUGGCGAGACAAACAUUUAUCAGACUUGUCAGAUUGUUCAGACCUAUCAAUAAGCGUAGCCCGGAUAAGAGACAAAAAGGCCUUGGAACGAGCUUGAAAACAGUGUGGAGUUCUGGAAGUUUAAGGCAUUUAGACGCCCACUGUAAAUAUGACAUGGGUUAACAUUGAUGGGAAUACACAAACCAUCUUUGAGAAGCAAAAUACACAAAAUAAAAAUAAAAUACAAAAAAGGACCCUGUAGUAAGAAUUAACAUAACCCAAACAAGAGUAUUUUUACCCUGUUUUUUUUAAUGGAAGCAAAUCUUAAAACCAAGCAUUAUUAGUAGAAAUUAUUAAUUAUCAAGAAAUUUUAAAAUUAAAACCUUGAAUAUUAUAGUAAUUAAUCUGUAUUUUCAGAUUACAUACAACAAAAUAAGCAAAAUAGAUUUUACAUACAGCAUAAAUUAUACAAUCCAAUUCGAUACUGAUUGGUCACAUUGACGAUGUCGGUGUCACCAGUAUAAAAAAUGUACUUUGUGUUAUAAAUGUUUAUGUUUUGAAAUUUAGCUACAAUUAUUUCCCAGCAUCCUAAUAAUGGGGCUCAAUCUAAUUAAAAUAAUUCUGUCUAAGCGAUUUAAUUUAGCUAUAUAAUCUCAUCAUAGGCAAAAAUAGACAUAAAUAUUCCAUGACGUGUAAAACAUAUUAAAUGUGGGAUUAUUGUGGUUCAUUUCAAUUUUAUUGUUCUUCUGCAAAGUGCCGAGAAACGGAUCAACGAGCUUGGUUGGACCAACCAAUUUGCCACCUCACAGCACAAUCCCUUAAAAAAUCUAUUAAGAAUGAGAAGAAACGCGAGGCUGAGAGGAUCAUGGAUGUAAUCCUCUGUAAUCCUCCAUAUUUUAACUUGUUAAAGAUAAUUAAAAGUGUAAACGCAUGUCAAGAUGUGCUUAAUCCGUUUUCUUCUUUAGCCCGUUCUUAUACUGUUCACUAUCAAUACGCAAUUUUCAUCAAAUAUUUUUGUUAAAGUAGUCUCGUGAAAACAAAACAAAAAAAUAGUAACUAUAAAUCGUGUCCCGCAGGAUUAGUAUAAUCAAGAUAUGAUUAUAUCACAAUAUUAAAGUAUCCUCAUUUCGUUAUAACAGACACAGAAAGUAUUAAAGAAUUAAGAUAACCUUAAUUAACGAAACUAAACAUUAGUCUGUUAAAUCAUUUCUGUAGUAGAUCAAAUAGUUAAAAAACAAAACUGUAAGAUUAUCUGUGUUAAGUGGUAAGAAUAAACUUGAUAAAGUUGUGAGGUAUUUCGUAUUACAGAAUAGUUUGUUUUGCGAACAAUAACGUUCCAAUGUGUGCUUUUGUGGAGUAAGACUAUCGAGCCAAACAAGCCAAGGGUAAGAUCAAUUUAAAUUUAAGAAAACGUAAAAGUUACAAAUUGUAGCCCACUUUAAGGGCUCAAACCUUUUUAAAAGUCACGAAUAAAAUGUGUCAACACUCGUAUGUUUCUUUGGUUUUCAGUAUUUCUUCGUCUGUUGCAAAAUAGGUUGACAUUUUUCGUUAAUAUAAAACUAAAUAAUAGCAUGUGUUACCUUUCCAAAUAAAAAGUUAUAUGUCUAAACUUACGCAAAAACGACUGGUCAGGUUUCAACAAUAAACAAGAAGCCUAAUCCUGCUUAAAAAUCACGCUUUUCGCGGUUUUGCUUAAUUAGAAUUUUUUGCGAUAGAAAACCUUUGCGGUUGAUAGAAAUGAAGAUAUUCUCUAUUUGUUUAUUUGUACUCUAACAACUUAAUUAACAUUUUAUAAAAAAAGGUCUUAGCGGUCGUGUGUAAUACGAGAUUAGUUUUUUUUAUGAAAUGCUUUUUAGUAGCGAGAUUCUUAUAGACCAUUUCGCAUUCAAACAUUUUGCUGAAAUAAUCUUUUAAAAAUUUUAACAAUAGCUAGACAACCCAGGGUUUGCAAUAUCCAGAAAGAUUUAUUGUAAGCUCCAGCUAGAUAGCCACAACCCAAACAUACAAAUAGAUAGUAUUGGCUGAAAUAAAAAGCUCUUAUAUCAAACUAACUAAAAACUAUAACCCACUUCUCUUAACCUUCUCUUAACAUCUGGAAAUAUACAGAAAAUGAAUAUCCCUGUAGAUACACAGUAUUUAAUAGAGAGAAAGUUCAAAAGAACACCUACAAACACCCCUACUUCCAAACCAAAAUGGCCUUCGUGAGCUUUUUUUCGUGUUUUGGCGCGAUUCCAAAACAAAGUCCGUAAAAAUCGUGUUCUGUCGGAAUUUCCCGAAACAAAGUUACGCUGUACCAUUUUGAACAAAACACAUCUAUUAUUGAAGCAAAAUUUAAAAAAAUGUUUUCUGAUGUGGUUUGUGUUCAAAUAAACUAGUGAAACCUGCGGAGGUUUUAUAUAAGCAAGUGAAAACUCCAAAUGAAAAGGGGAUAACUUAAAUGUUUCCUUGUGAGCUUUAGAUAGAUCAAAUGAAAUGGUCUUGUUUCUGACAGCCACAGCCAAGCUUUUACAAAACUGAAGGUAUAAUUACGCAAGGCUAGGUCCGGACAGUGUAGUGCUAUUAAUUAAGCCUUAAAGACUGUCUAAUUAAAAACCUUUAAAAUUCACCAUCAGAAGGAUUCACCAGAGUCGACCAACACGCCUAUGCUUAAAAUAUUACCCUAUCUGGCCUAAAUAUGCUCAUGAUCGUUAAUGCUUAUAAAAAACGUGUAAUUAGCCGUUAAAGAAAAAUUGAAACACAGUGAUAAAGGAAAGGCAUGACUUAAAUGUUGUCGACUUUGUUGUAUAAAAACCGUAUUUUAAAACCAUCGUUUGGGGAUGUGAAAUUAUAAGCUCUAUCUGCUGCUUUUUUAGCCAGCAGUUUUAAAUGGUGCAUGUUGGUAUUGCUAAAAAUUGCAAAACGUAAGCUUUGGAGAUAAGACCUGCUCCAAUGAGUUUGCUCAAGUAUAAAGCAUAGCUACCAAGUUUAAGAUCUUACAGAAAAAUAAUUUUAUGAUGCCCCCUCGUGACCUCCUUCCGUUUAGGUGACAAUAAAAGUCAUUUGAUGUCAUAACGUAAGCGAAUAUUUUUCAGAUGUUUCUUUACCGAUUACAUGUCUACGCAAAUAGGUUUUAAUUCACGACAAAAGUAUAAUUUCUCAAAGUGGUAAGUUAAAUGGAAUGCAAGGAGAAAAGACGACGCAAAAAAAGCUGUAUUGUUAUGACGUCUGUCGUCCCUAAAUUUUGACAACAAGAGAAAAUAUAAACUUUUAUUACAAAUCAGUUCAUGCAACUAGUUUUUACGUGCCACGAACUAUCAAAACACACUGUGUUUCAUAAAGUGCCAAAGUUUGAAAUGUCCUUCCGUCACUUUUCAUUAGUUUUGUAAUGGAGCGUUUUAUAAAAGCUUCUCUGGACGCUGGAAUAUGCAAAAUAAGGCGAUUUGAAGCCAGGAAAAAAUUGAUCUUAAGUCCAGCGUCAAAAUUAGCCCUUUUUCGAGGAAAAAUUAUCAGUUAUCCUUUCUUGACAGGUAUUUAUUAGAGCAACAAACAGUAUUUUUCAAAGAAGCAUUUAUCUCAUUUCUGUAUUUUGAUUUUAUUUUUCAAAGAAAUUAAGGGUGUUUAUUUUAAUUUCCCGGUCCUUUGCAAGUUCGCAAUAGAAAGAAUAUAUGUUAACACUGUCUUUGGUCCUUUCACAUAGCUAUGCAAGUUACGAAGGACGGUUAAUUAUGUUUCUCACAGACUUUGUAGGUUGUAUAACGUCGAUACAAAAUUAAGAACAGAAUGCUUUAGCUGUAAGUACUAUGUAACCACUGUUAUCACACCACAAAAUUUUGUGAUGUGAUAUGUUUUUAUUUUUUGAUUAAAGGUAAACGAAGCUGUAAUUCUGGUAGUGAUAAAGCAAAUGAAGCUGCCAAUUCCGUGACGGUAGUGUAGAAAGUGAACUAAGAUGCAAUGGAGACGAAAAAGGAGACUAAUGUUGAAGAAUCUAAUAUGUCAAACUUACCUCAAAAGUCAAAUAAUAAACUUUUCAGAGAUAAAAAGACUACAUUUAUAGCGAUCUCAUUGGCCUUAAUUUUUUUCUGUAGUUCCUGCGCCCUUGGUAUGAUUUCUCCGUUCUUUCCUAGAAAGGCUUCAGAAAAAGGAUGUAGCAAAACAACAAUUGGUCUCAUAUUUUCUGUCCAUCCACUUGUCAUAUUUUUGUUUUCGCCAAUUGUUGGAAAAAUGAUACCAUACAUUGGCCCGAAGUUUUGUCUAAUUGGAGGUUGCACUGUCGAAGGAGCCAGUCUAAUACUGUUCGGAUUUGCAAUACAUCUACCCAAUGGAAUCCCUUUUAUUUUGUUUUGUUUUUGUAUCCGUAUCAUCACCGCUCUUGGUUCAGCAUGUACUUUGACAGCUUCGCUCACUUUUACUGCGACUCUGUUCAAAGAUAAUUUGAAUACAGUUAAUGGCAUCGUUGAAUCAAGUUUUGGUGCUGGUUUCAUGGCUGGUCCUGCAAUAGGUGGCAUACUAUACAAAGUCGGUGGAUUCACAUUACCGUUUCUAGUUUUGGGCUUGUGUGUUAUUUGUUUAAUUUUUAGUUUAAUCUUCAUUUUACCAUCGUCCAAAGAAUUACAAGAUGAUUGCAGUCAUCACCAUGAUGUGACUGAAAGUUCAUUGAUAAAAGUUUUGUUGGUACCCGGUGUCUUAAUAAUGACUAGCGUAAACAUUAUGAUUGGGAUUGCAAAUACAUUCUUUGAUACAACGUUGGCAAACCAUAUCAAUUCUAUUACAAAUAACACAUUGUCGGUUAUGCAGAUUGGAUUCUUCUUUUUAAUUCCAUCUGGUUUUUACACCUUCUCAGCUCCUAUUGUUGGUGUUGUGGCAGAUAAGUUGAACGCUGGAAGAAGUUUUAUGGUUAUUGGGAGUUUUUUGUGCUUUGCAGGUUAUAUGUUUAUAGGACCUUCACCGCUAGUUCGCUACGUCGUACCCGCACAUCUCUGGGUGGUGUGUAUUUCUUUAGCAGUGAUUGGUAUCACAGUUAGCUUAUGCUUCGUUCCAGUGAUUAGUCACAUGCAAGAAAGUGCUAUAGAUGCUGGAUUUGAAGACAACCUAGUAACAGCCAGUCUGGUAUCUGGUAUUUGGAAUGGAAGCUUAAGCAUCGGGAACACAGUAGGUCCUACUUUUGCUGGUAUUUUUACUGAUCAUUUUGGAUUCCCUUGGGCAUCUACCGUCAUUGCAUUUUUGUUUCUUGCGGAGGGUACUGGUUUAGUUAUUUACACUGCAUGGAACAGGAGAAAGCGACUAAAUAUAGACAAUUCAGGGUACAAACCCCUAAAAGAAACACACAAAGAACUCGAAGAAGAAAUAGAAGACUAUAAUGACUUACAUAACAAAACAGAAAGUUGACCUUAUAGAAUUACUUUCUAAGAUACAAAAAUGUAUAAAUCUCAAAUGACGUAUAAUUUUGAAAAGGUCUGAAAAUGCAGCAUCUCCCUUGUUUCGAUGAGCAAAUUAGACAUUAGUAAUUUAUGAGACUCAGUAGGCUGCUAAACGAAUUUAAUCUUAAAGCUGCUAGAUAAUAACAUUUACCACCAAGAGUGGAGUGGUAGUGGGGUGGAGGAGUGGUAGUCAAACUUAUCUUGACGUUUGCCAUAUGCUACUUUUAAGUAACUCGACCAACCGAAAACGGAAUUACCUCUUUCUUAAUUAUAAUUAGAGCCAGAUUUUUCUGUGAAGAACUGUGCAUAUGACGAAGAAAAAAGUGCUAACAAUAGACGAAUUCUGCAAAAUCGCCCUUAUCCUAUGUAUUAGCUACAGAUUAAUUUCUUAAAAGAGAUAUUGACAACUUAGCAAAA
Hydractinia symbiolongicarpus is the source of this 6252-nucleotide messenger RNA. Its product is annotated as MFS-type transporter SLC18B1-like. The coding region runs from base 4370 to 5803 and encodes 477 amino acids. The transcript has 16 exons. Lineage: Eukaryota; Metazoa; Cnidaria; Hydrozoa; Anthoathecata; Hydractiniidae. The record is from RefSeq and is a predicted model, not a curated record. Gene Ontology annotation, molecular function: transmembrane transporter activity. Gene Ontology annotation, biological process: transmembrane transport.